Messenger RNA from Bombus terrestris (buff-tailed bumblebee), 1353 nucleotides. RefSeq names its product 3'-5' ssDNA/RNA exonuclease TatD. Gene Ontology annotation, cellular component: cytosol. Gene Ontology annotation, molecular function: single-stranded DNA 3'-5' DNA exonuclease activity. The record is from RefSeq and is a predicted model, not a curated record. The transcript is spliced from 2 exons. Bases 161 to 1096 code for a protein of 311 amino acids. Lineage: Eukaryota; Metazoa; Arthropoda; Insecta; Hymenoptera; Apidae.
CUUUAUAUGUAUACAUAUAUAUAGUCAUAUAUCUCAAAUGAUCAUAUACAUCAUUUAUAAGAAUACGAAUUUUGACAUCUCAGAUUAAUUGAAAGCAAUUUUAACUGGUUGGCAACAAAUGCAUAUUGUAUCUUGUUAUAUUGCAGUUAAAUAUUGAGGAAUGGCUGAAAAUACUACUGCAUCAAAUGCAGAGGAAAAAGCUAUUUCCUCAGCUAUGACACAAUGUUAUGAGAAUUAUAUCAUAGUUGAUGUUGGUGCCAAUCUUACUAAUAAAAAAUAUAGCAGAGAUUUAGAUAGCGUAAUUCAAAGAGCAAAGGAUGCAGGGGUACAAAAGAUUAUGGUAACAGGUGCAAGUAUUCGUUCUAGUAAAGAGGCACUAAGAUUAACUAGGAUAUAUCCUGGUACUCUUUAUUCUACUGCUGGUGUGCACCCUCAUGAUGCAAAAUCAUGGGAAAAUCCUGAUACUUUGCAAGAACUUGAAAGCAUAGCUAAUAAUCCUGAAUGUGUAGCAGUAGGAGAAUGUGGCUUAGAUUAUAGUCGUGAUUUUUCUGAUCCUGAAACACAACGUGCUGUAUUUCAUAAACAAGUAGAACUUGCAUGUCAAUUAACCAAGCCACUUGUAAUACAUGAAAGAGGUGCUCAGACAGAUGUUCUAGAAGUUUUGAAUCACUAUAAAAAUUGUUUACCACCAGUUUUAAUCCAUUCAUUUAUCGGAACUGCAAAGGAAGCACAAAUUUAUUUAGACCAUGGUUUUUAUCUAGGAAUUACAGGAUAUUUAUGCAAAGACAAAUCUGAUAGUGGAAUAAGACAACUAUUGGAAAAAAGACUUGCACCUCUAGACAGAAUAUUAGUAGAAACAGAUGCUCCAUUCAUGUAUCCUAAUACUAGAGCCAGCAAAUUACCUGUACAUGUUAAAGAUGCUCUAACUGAACGAUCCAUGACAUUUCUUCAUCGUUACUGUACUUUUCAACGUAACGAACCAUGUGCCUUACCAGCAAUAGUGGAAAUGGUAGCAGCAUUUAUGCAAAUUGCUCCAGAAGAGGUUGCCUUAGCUACUGCUUUCAAUGCUUUGAAAUUAUUUGGUCUAAAUCAGUGAUAUUAAUAAUUGUUUUUUAUUCAGUAAAUGGUGCUACUGGGUGCUAUUUUACAUUUUAAUUAUUCUGUUAUCAAUAUAUUGUCUAUGUUUAAAAGCAUUACUUGUGUGUUUAUCAAAAUAUGUCUUUCAUAAUAACAAUACCAACUUACAUUUGUAUAACUUAUCAACAAUUAUAGGAGAGAAACAUGUCAUGAAAUACAUUAUUUAUACAUUAAUAACUAUUAUCUUCGAUAUAUAUGUUACUUAUAUUUACAUUA